CGUGGUAGGGAUCACUUCGUAACGUUCUUUCGGAGCGGACACAUCGAGCGUUACGGUCACGGUAACGCAGUUGUAACGUAUUUUUUCAAAAGUGUGUCACAUGGUUUACAGUUUAGCCUUUCCGGUGUAGAAACAGGGUCGAAAUCGUUUGGACUCUACUAAAGUGAUUUGAAAUUGUGUAUCAUACAAGUUUUACUUCGUAUUUUUCAAGAAGAGGUUACUAGAAACUUUGGUAACUUGUUGAUUCUAACGUAUUUUUGAGUGAUCACCACGUGUUUUAUUUGAACUUCCAGAAGAAAACUUAUUAAUUUCAACGUAUUUUCGACAACGUACCACUUGUUAAGUUGAACUUUCUCUAUUAUCUAGUUUAUAUCAACGUUUUGUUAAGUGAUUCUACGUGUUUUUGUUGAAGUUUAUAGAAAAAAACAACUUGAAAAACUUAUAGAUUCAAAGAUAUUAUUUCUUAGUAGAUACAAACUUACAACCAUUACUGUUUUACAGUGUUUCAAUUGAACUUUCUGAAAUAUAAACUUGUGAAAAUUGUUGAUAGUAGGUGCUUAUUUUUUAUUACAUAAAUGUGUUAGUUUUCCGUUUGUGAUUUAAUACUUGAGAGCUCGACGAAAACUUUCAGAGAACAUCUGAAACCAGUUGAUUUGAACGUAUAUUUCCGUGCUUGCUCAUUCAACACUGUGUUAAAAAUCUAUAUUCUUCACAGAAAAAACUUUACCAACCAGUUGAUUCAACGUAUUUUUGAGUGCGAAUUAUAUGUUUUUCCAUUUUUGAACUUCUGAAACCAGUUGAUUUGAACGUAUAUUUUCGUGCUAGCUUAAUCAACACUGUGUUAAAAAUCUAUUCUUCACAGAAAAACUCUACCAACCAGUUGAUUCAACGUAUUUUUGAGUGCGAAUUACAUGUUUUAGUUUUGAGUUUCAACAGUAUCGUACACGAAAAAUGAAAAUGGUCCUCUCAGCCAGUAUUGUAAUCCACAACUUCGUCAGUACCUACUCACCUAUUGGCGAAAUCAUCGCUUUCAAACGUAGAAAACUUUUACUACCAGGCGGCCAUUGUCUAUUCGGGGCACCCAACCCCGAAGAAACCACAAAACUGAUCAACGAUCAACUAUUCAACGACCGUCAACGUAUGCUGGAUCAGUACGACUUCGACAUUGUUACCAACUCGACGACGGAAAACGUUAACCUCAAAAAAGACUUGGUUUCUAGUUCUAGUAGUAAAGGGGGUGAUUAUGGUAGUAGUAAUAAUAAUAAUGAGGGUGAGAAAAAGGACUUUGACGAAGAUGUUUUGAAACGGAUUCGAGGAGAAGAUGGAGACGGAGAGGGAAGCGGCAACGAAGGAGGAGUGGAAGAGAGAAGGAGGAUGGAGGAGAAUGACAGAUGCAAGGAUGGUCUUCGUAGAGUGCGGAAAGGUGCUGCUUUCAAGAGGCAAUCACAUUUAACAGAUUUCUGGAGAUCGAAAAGGAGAGCGUGGGAAUCCUCAACCUCAAAAGGAAAGCUUGGAUCAGAAUCGACUCCAUCUUGGAAAACCUACUGCAUGGAGUCUAUUCAGUAGCUUUCAAAAUAAUAGUACUCUAGCUUGAAAAUUUAGUCUAAGAACGUUAGGAUAGCACAUUCAUCUCAAAAUAUUAUAUCUGUACUAUUUUAGAAUUAUUUAUAAAUCACUAAAUCAACUAUUAGUUUUAGAGCGUUAUCAUAUAAAUGUAGGUAGUUAUAGAAAGUACGCAAUGUAUCUAGUCUGAAAGUGGGUGUAGGAUAAUAAAUCCAUUAAUAUAUCUCUUACAUAUUUUAUGAAUAUCCAGAUAAAUAUUGCAUAUGAACAUAAUUUCUCAGUCAUUUGUACACUGGAAUCCAAUCACACAAUAUUUCAGGAAGGUUGAGAAACUAUCAAAAUAAAUUAGAAAUCCUAUUAUUCAAAGUUCAACUCAGAUAAAAUUUAAUUCAACCACCGUACAAAGACGUCUUUGCAUUGACAUAAGAUUGACUCAUUGGUUCCGAUGAAUGAAAUUAUUUUAUAGUGGUUGAAUUCGAUAGGAUGUAUUUGUAAUUAGCCGCUACAUUCUGUGUUUCAACAUUUGAAAUUGACAAAUUUUGAAUAGUUUAAUUAUAAGGAAUAUUGAGGAGACGUACCAGUGUUGAAUGUUGAGUCAGACUUGGAAAAAAUUCUAUUUCUGUAGUAAAAUAUUAACAUUUUUGGUGAAAAAUUAUGAAAAUCUUGUAUUAAUUUUCUUGUAGCUUCCGUUGUAAUAUUGUAGAAUUCCAUAGUGUUUACUGAAUUGCUUAUUAUAACAAAUGUUUAUUAUAAGUUAAAUUGUUUAUUAUAACUAUUUAUGUUAAUAGUUGGGAUGGAAAUUCAGUUGCUUCAAUUGUUCUUUAAAUUCAUUAAUUCUUAAAGUUUAAGACUCUUGACCUUGUACAUGUAAUGUAUAUGACACUAAAUCUCUUGAGUGAUUCAAUUGAAAAAUUAUUCUCUCCUUAAGGAUCCGAUCAUCCUGGAAGAGAAAUUGCCUAUGUGAAGAAAAGAUAGAAGAAAGACCUGUGAGAAUAUGAUUAUUUUCUCAUGCCAUACCACUAAAAUAGCGGCAAAUCUAGUUUAGUUUCAAACUUGAGAACCCUUGAGAAAGUUCUCUUUCCCAUAAACGCAACCUUGAAAAACCCCUUGAAAUCAACCUGAGAUUUGUUCUCGAAAAACUCAGCCUAUUGCGUAAGCAAACUGAGUUCUUCUACGUACAACAAACAAAAAAUCUCCGAAAAUAGAAGAAGAGAAGUUGAAAUUAAGUUGCUGGAGAAAAAACGCCUACGUCAUAACUGGGAUUAAUCCUUUAUGGUGACGUCAUAACUAUCACACAUGUGGUGAUGACGAUGUGGUUCUCUCUCAUUAGUUAACUCUCUCGAACUUACUCUCACUCUCUCUCGCUCAUCAAACGGAACUGACUAUUCCCAUACAUCUAGAAACUUCCCGUAUUAGUAUGAGAGUCUAAUUUUUUGAUCGCCGUGUGAAAUUCAUUAAUUGACUUCGGGACAUCCUACAAUAUUAACUCUACUGUUUUAUUCCCACACCCUAAUUUCUCUCUCUCUCUCCCUCCCUUACACUCUCUCUGACUAUCCAAUCUUCAACUUCACAACACUCACGCUCUCUCUCUCUCUCCUACUUUACCCUUCCACUCUAUACAUUUUCCCAAGUAUCUCUUUCUUUUCCCUUACUCAUACACCAACUCACUCUCUCUCACUCUCCCCUACUCUACCAUCCCAAUCAUUCUCCUUUUCCCUUACUCAUACACCAACUCACUCUCUCUCACUCUCCCCUACUCUACCAUCCCAAUCAUUCUCCUUUUCCCUUACUCAUACAUCAACUCACUCUCUCUCACUCACCCCUACUCUACCAUCCCAAUCAUUCUCUCUCCCUCCCACACGUGUGUUACUAGAUGGGAAAAACUUCGAGUGCACUCUAUGAACUAAUGCUUGCACAUGCGCGUUUGUUAGUUGCUACAGUGUCCGAGUGUUGCUUUUUUAUUCAUUUUUUUGUUCAAUUAGGGCCAGUAGGCUGUUGUGUGCGAGAUAUAAAACAUAUGGCCCUUUUGAUGAAGAGAAGAGGUUCAUAUUAGUUUGGAAAGCGACAUAAAACCCUAAAAAAAGGUUUAUACGAACCUUUUUAUCGGGUACCACUGAUAGGUGUAUAUGUAUAAGGUAUACAACUUCCGUGAGAAAUGAACAAUAAAGCUUAAACAAUAGAUGGAGAGUUUUAAACAAAGGAGCUUGAUUUGAUUUUUGAAUUAUUAGAUUUAUUAAUGUUAUGAAAUAGAUGAAGAUAAGGGUAGCAUUUUGAGAAGGAGUGCGAUGUUUACAAUAAUUUUAUAUUUUUUACAAAAUCUAAACUAUUUUUAAAGCAAUUUCUUAACUCUGAUACAAUCAAAUUCCUCUUUCAAAAGAAUACAUUGAUUUCAUAUUUCUCUACAUGACCUUAUCCAUUUUUAAAGCAAUUUCGGAGCUCUGAUACAAUCAAAAUCCUCUUUCAAAGGAUAAAAUGAUUUCUUAUUUCUCUACAUAAUCGAUUCUAUUUUUAAAGCAAUCUCGUAACUCUGAUACAUUCAAAAUCCUCUUUCAAAGGAUAAAAUGAUUUCUUAUUUCUCUACCUAAUCGAAUCUAUUUUUAAAGCAAUCUCGUAACUCUGAUACAUUCAAAAUCCUCUUUCGAAGGAUACAAUAAUUCCAUAUUUCUUUGCAUAAUUUUAUCUAUUUUUAAAGCAAUCUUGUAAGUCCGAUACAAUCAAAAUCCUCUUUCAAAGGAUACAAUAAUUUCAUAUUUCUUUGCAUAAUCUUAUCUAUUUUUAAAGCAAUCUCGUAACUCUGAUGCAUACAAAAUUCUCUUUCAAAGGAUAACAACUAAAUGAGAUGAACAACAAGACUCUCCAAUUCCUAGACAUUUUUCAAUGAAGAACUCCCACAUAUGAGAUUUUCAUUGAAAAGUUUCCUGGAAAACUCCAUCUCAGGAAUGUUCAAUUUGGAAAAUGUUGGUGUUGUAAUUUUGGAGCGUUUAUUUUGAAAAUCAGACAACUCCCUGAUUGAGGAUUAAAACUGUGAUGUCCUUAAUCAAGGAAUUCUCAAUUUUAUAAAUGUUUAUUGCUCUCUACAGCCAUCGACAAAAUAUUCUACUGAACAUUUUAAUUCUUUGAAAGACAAUUUUGGAUGCUAUUCUAAACAUCAACAAUUGUAUGUCGAAUCGUCAAUUGCACAAACCGUACGAUUACUCAUUAAAUUAUUAAUAAAAUUUCAUUCCCAAGAAACAAACCAGUCAUAAACUACGUCAAAUUUUAUUAUUAUUAAACGAAAAUCCAAAUUAAAUGCUGUAAUUGACCCCGAAGACUUCGGCUUCUGCUACUGCAAAUAUUGACAACAGGGUAAGCAGCUAGAUGGAAAUUCAUUGCAGCAUUUAAUUUGGAUUUUCGUUUAAUAAUAAUUAAUUCAUUAGCAUUUGAAUAAUUGCAAUAUCUUAGUAAUUUACAUCUGUAAACGUCAAAUUUCUUAAUCAUUUCUUAAUAUUAUUAUUCUUCACCUAAUAAUAAUUAUUAUUAUAUUAUCUUAGAUCAUAUAUUAUAUAAGAUCUUAUAUUAUAUUAUCUUAUCUAAGAUACUAUCUUAGCAAACUUGUCUAUUUUUCCUUGCUACUCUAAACUGUUUCAAUAUGUGUUUUGAGCUCAUCUCUUUUUUCAACUAAGCUAGAUUACUUAAACCAAUUAUUAUGUGAUUGAAAAAGUUCUUAAGAGAAUUAAAGAACCGUUUAAUAUCAAAUUUAUAAGACAUUCGAUUAUUUAUUGAUAAUCUCACAGUACACCUACAAUUUCAUUUUAAGGCUGCUCUAGAAACUUUUUUUAUAUUUGAAUUGUUUAAUCUUUUUCAAUAUAAUUGUUAAUAUAGAGUGAGAAAAAGUGGGAACUGAAAUUUUUAUGAACAUGUUACUCACAUAAUAUAGAUUGGAAAUGGGACAGUUUUGGGCAUGAGCCUGUUGUGCCUUUCCUCAUGUUAAGUAUAUUUGUAAACAAGGUGAUAAAUAAAUAAAUAAAUAAUGAUCUCUUAAGUUUUUCUUAAACUAAGAAUAGAUUUCUUCUCCAUAAAUAGAUUAUUCCCAACACUGUAUUGUACAUAGCAAAUGUGACCUAAUAGUGAUCAAUAUCAAUGUAUAGAGAAACAAUAGCGUAAGUAGAUGUCCCAUGUUAUAGGAUGUUUAUGUCGCAACUUUUACUGUUAUCUCAAGCCGAUAGUCCACGUAGUUCUUUCCCGUGAAGCUGUGUGACGCUCGUAG
Nilaparvata lugens (brown planthopper) is the source of this 5809-nucleotide messenger RNA. RefSeq lists its product as uncharacterized. The record is from RefSeq and is a predicted model, not a curated record. The transcript has 2 exons. The coding region runs from base 952 to 1566 and encodes 204 amino acids. NCBI's taxonomy places the organism in Eukaryota, Metazoa, Arthropoda, Insecta, Hemiptera, Delphacidae.